This is a messenger RNA of Hypanus sabinus (Atlantic stingray), 3845 nucleotides long. Its product is annotated as cytotoxic T-lymphocyte protein 4-like. The transcript is spliced from 6 exons. The coding region runs from base 199 to 882 and encodes 227 amino acids. Lineage: Eukaryota; Metazoa; Chordata; Chondrichthyes; Myliobatiformes; Dasyatidae. The record is from RefSeq and is a predicted model, not a curated record. Gene Ontology annotation, biological process: T cell receptor signaling pathway; regulation of T cell proliferation. Gene Ontology annotation, cellular component: external side of plasma membrane.
CUUGAGCCCUCGUGGAAAACAUGUGUCAGAUGUAUGACCUUUUGAACUGAAAUAUCCUGCGUCAGCCUCCCCCAUGCAGCUGAAAUCUAGGACAAAGCAGCCCUGAAAGACCACAUCCUGUCAGCUGCCAAGGUUUUGUAAGGGUGUGAAUGUGCACCCAGAGUCACUCCACCCAGAGAACAACACAGCACCAGCAUCAUGAAGGACCUGUAUCAGUCGGCUACUUUGCUCAUCUGCCUUCUAACUAUCCUGAAGGCCCCAGCACUAGCGAUGAAAGUUUCUCAGCCCAGAGAACUCAUUGUUGACAAGCACAACGUCACCCUUCAGUGCAAUUACGACAUCACAGGAGACAAGAAAGCCGAGUUAAUCCGGGUCACCAUUUACAAAGAAAAGCAGGAGAAAGGAAAUGAAGUCUGCGAUGGCUAUUUUAACAAGACCAUGCAGCCCUUCGAGUGGAGAGGUGCUGCACACUGUGAGGUUCAGCCGAAUGAAGGCAGUAUAUUGAUAAAAUUCAUUGGCAUGAACAGGUCUGACAAUGGCUGGUACUUCUGCCAAGUGGAGAAAAUGCAUCCAUUUCCCUACACAAGGGACGUCGGGAACGGGACCUGGAUUUUCAUCAAGCCAGACGUGAUUGAACCAAAUCCGAAGCGGUGUCCUCAACUCACUCCAGCCGCUCUGAUCUUCCUGGGGCUCACGAUACUCCUCCUGCUAUACAGUGUCGUCAUCAGCUACCUGCACUGGCCUCUUGGCGCCACUGCGUGCAUUCUCGGGAUGAAGGAGGCGGUUGACAUGAAAUGUGAACUGAUUCACAAUUUUGACGAACCCGCUACUGCUACGUGGAAUGGCCAGCGCUGGGAGACAGGCCCAAGGCAAGGCAAAUAACGAGAAAAGACCAAGAGGAUCAGAACAGUGAAUAUGUAAAUAUGGAACCUCCCAUUCACACCUCUGGUAGAAAACGAAAAUUGCAGUCAAUCGCACAUAAGCCAAAUGUCAUGUGAAGCACCAACCAGGAAUGUUUCUGAGACUUCUCCUGAAGAGACCUGAGCAGCGUCCCUGAUGAAACACUUCCUUCUGCUUCCUCCCUGUCUCUCACCAUGAUAACAAAACUAAGGGAAAACAAACACUGCUAGUUUAACUCUCUCAGCGCCUGCUAAAAAGUUGGUUGGAAUCGAGCAAGGAGACCAAGGCGCAGCGUAAUCCCAGCUAAGGCUCCAUCACACUUGAGGAGGGAGAAUGGGCACAAGCUGUCAGAGGCUAGGCUCACACCAGACCCUCCCACAUCCUGCACUCUAACAAACUCCUGCCUGUUUUCUCUGGAGCAGCAGAGGCUGAGGGGAAUUUUCUUGGUACAAGUGUCUGUACACGUUGGCGUGGUAGCCACGUUGCAAGAAGAUGAUUAUCUGACUUUAUUCUGCUUCUUUCCACGUCCCCUUUUUGUGUCCUUUCCUCCACGUGUCAUUCCAGCAUCUGGCAGUGACCUGGUGGGAGGAGGAUUUCUCCACCCAGUUCCUGCACAGGGUGAGAAAGAGAUUGUUUUUGCCUUCUUCCAUCUCUCCUUCCUCCCCUUUCUCGCACAUCCUGAAAUCAGAGGAGUCCCCGCUGUUUCUGUAAAACCCCUCCAUGCCAUUGAACCAAUCUAUGCUACAGCCACACCAAGCCCAAUGCACGCCUCUUUAGGAACUGUGUCUGGGGCUGAGAGUGCGCAGAGUUUUAUGGACGAGCACUAUCAAAGGCAGGAAGAAGUUGUUUGAGGGUGCCGUACCAUUUGUUGAAGUUGAAGCUAAUAUUCUGCCUCAAUACCUUCCCUCGGUUCCCGAGGUGAAUCCCCCCUCCCCCCUUUGCGUUUCAGCCCUUCAGCUCAAGAGCAAUAAUGCUGCAUUGGAUUCUGUAUCUGUUUUACGGUACUUCACAAACUGCGUACUUGACAUUUCCAAGGCCUUUCCUCCUAAAAUUGUUCACCAUUUAAAGGAUACUGUAAUGCGGCACAAUGAAUACUCAGAAACACCAACGUCAAAAUCCUUUUGGUUCAGCUGUAACCACACACCAAUUUGAAUGGCCCAUUUCCUACUGAGGUUCAACCGACUUGAGAUCCUGAUGAAGGAUAAUCAACCACAGGACACUUGCUUCCUGCAGAAAUGAACCGUAUAGAAGCCAAUGCUUUUAAGAGAUACAGUUAAAAUAGAAAGAAACAACUGAAAUACAUUCCCAUGAAGACAAUUGGAUCAUAGAACUGCACAGGAGCGAGUCCUUAUGCCCACAAUGCUAUCUGACCUAAUUAAACAAGCACUUACAUCCCUUCUGCCAACACAACGUCCAUAUCCUGCCGUUCCAAGCACUUUCAUGUGCUUCUCUAUGAACUUCUGUCACAUUUGCCUCCACCACCAACCCGAACAGCACAUUCCAGGCAUGAACCGCUCACGGUGUAAACAAAACAGUGCCCCACAUAUGUCCUUUCAGCUUACCCCCUCUCACCUUAAGUGCAUGCUUUCCAUUAUUAGCUGUUUCGACUGUGAGAGAAGGUUACCGUCUAUGCCUUCCCUAAUCUUACAAAACUUCUACUGGGUCACCCCUCAGCCUCUACUGCUCCAGAGAAAACAACCCUCGUUUGUCCCGUCUCUCCUUACCGCACAUGCACUCUAAUCCAGGCGCCACCUUCAUAAACCUUUUGUGGUAUAUUAAAACAUGGCUGCUGCCCUACUGGUGAAGCCCUGGAGAUCUGGAGGGCAAAUCAUUAGGUGUAUUUAAUGUGAACGUGGCUAACUAUUUGUAAGACUGAGGAUCUGAGGGUUCUGGGUUUCUGGUACAUCAAAGGAACUGAGGCCAGCACAGAUCAGCCACGAUCAUGUUGAAUGGUGGAGCCUGCUUAACGGGCCUGGUGGUCCACUCCCACUCCUGUUUAUAGGAUGGUACACCCAGAUAUAGAGUCUGGUACAAGAAAAUAAAAGCAAAUGCUAGAUAUGUAGAUACUGAAAACCUUACAUAUGGACAGACAAUGCUGGAAACAGCUGGACAGGCAGCGUCUGUGGAGAGAGAAGCAGUGUUUUUAAGCUAAUAAGCUCUCAUCAGAUUGCAAUCAGGAGGAGAUUGUGUUCUGCUUGUCUUCAGAUUAAAACUGUGUUAAUGUUUCCAUCAUUUGUGUGAUAUCUUGCAUGCACAUGGAAUGAGUGCUUUAGCAUGCAGGGCUUUCUAUAAUCUAUAAUAGCAUGUGUCUAUAAUCAUGUCAGUGAAUUCAGACUCCCCUUUAGAUUUCCCUAGUUCUGUGACCUUUAGACAAUGUGCGUGUGUAUAUAGCUACAAGUAUCAUAACAAAACCUGAGAAGUUUUUUUAAUCCUUCAAAACUAUAUAAAGUAUUAGCUUUCUGUAAAUACCGGAAUGAUUGUGCAGUAUAUUUGUUUGGAAAUGGUCCUCUUGUUGUGACAUUUUUAAUGAGCAGGAUACUGAUGCUCACCGAAAAGUGAUAGUCACCACCCCUGAGGUAUACAUUACCAGGUGAGUGACACGCCUGCCUAGCACAAAAGAGGCUGUGCAGAGGGAAUUUCUCUGAUAAUCUGGCAUCGUGAACACAUCCUUACCCAGAGAGUGCAAGAGAUUCCACUACAACGUCCUCAAAAUGGACAGAGAAGGAAAGUCAUGAAGACCAACUCCAAGACUACGGGGCCUUCAAAGGCACAUGAACCUAAUCCAACAAGGGCUUUGUCCACCACUAUUUUUGGAUGCGUCUAAAUUAUAUGCUCUUUCCUACAGCCAAUUUGUCAUUGGUGUCAUUGCACGUUAAUUGCAAAUUUUAGACAUGAUGUUCUACAUGUUCUGAUCAUCAGGACUGUAAAUCUGCAUUGAUUAUCCC